Caenorhabditis remanei is the source of this 285-nucleotide messenger RNA. RefSeq lists its product as uncharacterized. The transcript is spliced from 3 exons. NCBI's taxonomy places the organism in Eukaryota, Metazoa, Nematoda, Chromadorea, Rhabditida, Rhabditidae. The record is from RefSeq and is a predicted model, not a curated record. Bases 1 to 285 code for a protein of 94 amino acids. Gene Ontology annotation, cellular component: endomembrane system; membrane.
AUGAGUUGCAGAACUGCCCCCAAAAAUAUCACUUGUUGGAUAUUAUCGGCUGCACUGGUUUUCAUCUACUUUAUCGUAAUUGGCUAUGUCAGAUAUUUCGAUGGUUACUGGCUAUACCCAAUCCUAACACUUUUUGCUAUUGAGCACUUUGUGAUCAGUUACAUUUUGGCGUUCUUCGGAUUCUUCUUAUUGACAAAAUCGGCAUGUUUGCUGAAUAAUUUCUUCCACAAUUCAUCAACGACACCAACUGUCGUGAGGACAAAGAAAACAAAAAAACAACAUUAA